Parathielavia appendiculata is the source of this 1030-nucleotide messenger RNA. RefSeq lists its product as uncharacterized. Lineage: Eukaryota; Fungi; Ascomycota; Sordariomycetes; Sordariales; Chaetomiaceae. The record is from RefSeq and is a predicted model, not a curated record. The transcript is spliced from 3 exons. Bases 242 to 865 code for a protein of 207 amino acids.
UGCACACCCAUGUGAAUUCAGCCACCACGGUUUAAGUCCAAUUCCCCAAUAUUUUAUUGCUCAUUCCCAAAAACCGAGGUUUCUUUCCCACAACGCCACACGUUUCAAUACCACCUGGCGUACGGCUACUGGUCAAUUCGUAUGCUUUCAAGCCCCGUUGUAUUGUCUGCUUGCCCGUUCCACGUGCCAACCCUGUUCUUUCGCUUGAUGUUACUACGGUCAAUUCCGACCUCCUAUCGUCAUGCCAGCUGCGCUGUCUUCAUUUACCUGGAAGGACAGCCAGCUUAAGCUGACUCAGGAGAGAUAUGAGGAGGGUACAACCGACCUUGAGUAUACGGCCUGGAUUGUGAACGAGCUUUGUCAGUGCCGCUUCGCUCCAGUCGCUAAGAUCCUACAUGAGAAUAAGGCUGUCCAGCGUCUUUUUACCCCGCACGAGUAUUUCAUCCAAGGCGAGGCGACGACUGCUAAGCCGAAGUUCGAUACCCAGACUCGUGCGACAUCUCUGGCUGUUUACAUCUUUACUCCGACGCAAUACCAGAACCCAAAGUGCAAGCAGUGCGGCAGUUUUCAGUCCCGUGGCCCUGCUUCCGACUGCCGUGUCCCCACCACUAAGCACGGUGCUGGAGCAUGCACCAAUUGCUAUUAUUCUGGGCAGAGCACAGCGUGCAGCCUUCGUAUUGCGGCAGAGCAGGAGCGGGUUGAGGUGUUUGCUAAGAAAGAGAAGGACAGGUUCGAAAUGUACACUUCGGACGAGCUUGACGAGCUCUCAGAGGAGCAGCUUGAGGGAUGGGCACAAAUGGUGAAGGAUGAGAUUGAAAACAAGCGGUCUGCUGGCAGAUGUCCGAUUAAGAAGCGCCGCUCAUAAGAAAGUGAACUAGGGCAAUCCAGAAGAGUAUUCGCAUGGUAGGAUCUCGAAAUGGCGUUGUUUCAGGGACAAGGAGUGCGAUAGUUAGCGUUAGGUUCUCAUCGCAGGGCUCCGCCAAGAUACCAGACAAUUUCCUUAAUAAACCAAAGUUGGUAGGACUCGUCU